This is a messenger RNA of Oldenlandia corymbosa var. corymbosa, 1045 nucleotides long. The record is from the annotation of a GenBank genome assembly. Lineage: Eukaryota; Viridiplantae; Streptophyta; Magnoliopsida; Gentianales; Rubiaceae.
CGAAAGUCAAAAUCGAGUCUUCGCCACCGCCAUCAACAAUUCGUUUACCGUCCAAUUCCCUUUGCUAGGGCUAACCAAAACUACUCUCUCGUCGGAGGAGCCGAGAAUCUGAAUUUGGAAGCGGAGCGACAAUGUUGACUGGGGAUAUCCCGCCGAAUCAGACUAUCUACGUCAAGAACCUCAACGAGAAGGUUAAGAAAGAAGAGUUGAAGAGAUCUCUUUAUGCAUUGUUCUCGCAGUAUGGGAGGAUCUUGGAUGUUGUUGCUCUUAAAACAUCCAAACUUCGAGGGCAGGCAUGGGUUGUUUUCAGUGAAGUGACUGCUGCAAGCAAUGCUGUUCGGCAGAUGCAAAAUUUUCCUUUUUACGACAAGCCUAUGAGGAUACAGUAUGCUAAAACAAAGUCAGAUUGUAUUGCUAAAGCUGAAGGGACCUAUGACAAGAAGAAGAAGCAAGAAGAGAAAGCUGAGAAAAAGAGACGUGUAGAGGAAACUCAACAAACUGCUACAAAUGGUCCACGAUCUGACAGCAAUGGUGGCCCGGCUGCAUCCUCUCGUCCCGGAAGACCUGGUGCUCAAGAAGUCACAGAUCCCAACAAUUUACUUUUCAUACAGAAUCUACCAUAUGAGACCCAAAAUAUGAUGCUGGAGGUACUUUUCAAACAGUACCCUGGUUUUAGGGAAGUUAGGAUGAUUGAUGCAAAACCAGGAAUAGCGUUUGUAGAAUUUGAAGAUGAUAUACAGUCGUCAGUUGCCAUGCAAGCACUUCAGGGCUUCAAAAUUACCCCCGAGAAUCCUAUGUCAAUCACUUAUGCAAAGAAGUGAUUUGUUUAGUGAUUUGGUAGCUCAGGUGAAUUGUUAACACUUUUUCUAUGAGCUGUAUCAAGGAAUUGCAAUAGCCAAGUAGUUGGAUGUACUGUAUUUUAACCUUUGAUUGAUAAUAGUUCGAAACAAUUUUCUUGUUCCUAGUUUUCAGUUAAAAAGUCCGUGCAGAUUGUCAAAAUACUAUUAUCUUUGUCUCUGCCUUUGUGAAGCAGCUAUGGAAGAAC